UUUGUCCGCAGUGCACCUCAGCCGGUGUGGGCGGAGACGCCGGAGCGCACCUGCGGGCAAUCUGCAAUCAGGACUCCUUUUAAGCAAGGCAGCAGCUUCUGAUCAUCGCCAGAUUGUACUUCCUGACCUCCCGUUCCUUGCUACCGCUCAGUCCGGCUCCACUACCUUUUCCCUGCUUUCUGGCCCGCUACCUGUACUUGUACUUGCUUGCUCAGUAUUUACUAGUGUUUUCCUGUUGGUUUGCCUUCAGCGUUUUUCUGUUGUUACUUCUAGUUUUUUCCUGACAGCCUUCUGCUGUCAGUGUUUUAUGUUUGUUACCCAGAGUGGAUUUUCCUUUGUUGUACUUUACCUGUUUGGACUCUUUUUGUUAUUAAACUUUAUUUUGUAUUUUGAAGUCGUCCUAGUCUUGCGUUGGGAUCCUAAUUUUCCUGCUGUGGCUUCUGCCACUCGUGACAGAACAAUCUGGCCAAGAUGGAUCCCGCAGACAUGGAGCACUUCCGCUCGGCCCUGGCGCAUCAAGGCCAAUUAGUCGGUGGUCACGAGAAGUCUCUCCAAGGCAUCAUGGAGGCCAUAUCGGUGCUAUCCGCUGGAAUGGAUGCCCUAAACCAGCGCCUUGCCAGUACCUCCUCUCACCCGCCACCAGAGGUCGGUACGUCCCCACACACCUUGGAUACACCUAAUGGCGCAGCUGCACACGCACCUGUGCCUCAUCAGCAGCGUGAGCCAAAUAUUCCUCACCCUUCUCGCUUCUCUGGAGACUCGGACUCCUGCAACCAGUUCUUACACCAGUGUUCCCUCGUGUUUGACCAGCAACCCACCACGUACUCAUCGGACCAAUCUAAGGUAGCGUUCAUAAUGAGUUUACUCUCGGGUAGAGCCGCUACGUGGGCUAUGGUUGCGAGCACGUCUAUGCCUGCCAUACGCACCUCCUUACCUAUGUUCCUAGAAGAAAUGAGAUGUGUGUUUCAUCACCCCAUUCGGGGAAUGGAAGCAGCUAGUCAGCUAUUAGAUAUGAAGCAGAGAGGACGCCCGGUGGCGGAUUUUUCAAUUGACUUCCGUGUGCUCGCUGUAGAGAGUGGGUAUCCCGAUACCGUCCUUCGAAGUAUUUUUCGCAAGGCACUCGACGCACACAUUAAGGAUGAGUUAGUCGCCAAGGACAACACUACUUCCCUCAACGGCCUUAUUAACUUGGCUAUUGAAUUAGAGAAUCGCAUGAAGGAAAGGGUGAGAGAGUACGCCAAGGAGGGAUACUACGGCAGGGUGUCGAUCCCGACAAGGAUACCAUUUCCUCCUCCGGAGGGACAGACGCUCGAACCAGGCAUCGGGGACGCUGUGGCCGCACCGCCAGAGGUUCCUAUGCAACUCGGAGGACGACGCCUCGCCGCCGAGGAAAGAGCACGUCGUCGCAAGCUGGACCUGUGCCUCUACUGCGGUAAUCCGGGGCAUCGACUCCUCCAAUGCCCUAUUCGACCCCAUCGUCACCAGGGAUCGACUCCUGGAUCAGCAGCGGAGCCGAAGCUUAAACCCAGGAGCAACCAACCUGUUCCGGAGGACAGCCCAGUCAUGGGGAGCUGUGAGUAUCUCCAGAACUCAGCCACUACAGCAGAGGAAGUUCCCUUCAAGAGACUUCUAAUUAAGGGAAUAGUCAUUAACAAGGGUAGUAGCAUUGACAUAGCCGCCCUUAUUGACUCGGGCGCUGAUGACUGUUUUUUGGACACAGCGUUUGUUCUCAAAAAUAAUAUCAGUAUGAUUAAGUUGCCUGCUAGUAAAGAGGUCUGGUCUUUGGAUAGGCGCUUCCUGGCGGCCAUUACACACCAAACCGAACCGCUUACUCUCCAUCUCUCAGGUAAUCACUCCGAAACCAUCCGCUUUUACGUCAUGCCCUCCCAGUCCGCGCCACUAGUUUUGGGGCUAACCUGGCUUAAGCUUCACAAUCCCCUCAUAGAUUGGAACAAGUUGCACGUCUCCAGUUGGAGCCCCUUUUGUCAUGCUAACUGCCUCCGUUCGGCUCGGUCCGAUGUUCCCUCUUUCAAUUUCCCAGAGGAGGAGAUAGAUCUUACAGGUAUUCCUAGCGAAUACCACGACUUAAAGCAAGUGUUCAGCAAGGACCGUGCUCAGACACUUCCCCCUCAUCGACCAUACGACUGUGCCAUAGAAUUACUGCCUAACGCCACCUUUCCGAGCGCCAAAUUGUAUAACAUUUCCACUCCAGAACAAAAGGCGCUCAAGGAAUAUAUAUCUUCUUCGCUAGCAGCCGGUCUUAUUCGACCCUCUUCAUCGCCACUUGGGGCGGGUUUUUUCUUUGUCGCCAAAAAGGACAAAUCCCUUCGGCCCUGUAUCGACUACCGGGGGCUCAAUAGCAUUACUGUCCGCAAUAGCUACUCUUUGCCACUCAUGGAUUCUGCCUUUUCCGCCUUACAUUCAGCACGCAUUUUUUCGAAAUUAGACCUCCGCAACGCCUACCAUCUGGUACGCAUUAAGGAUGGAGAUGAGUGGAAGACCGCGUUUAACACACCGCUGGGGCACUUCGAAUAUCUGGUUAUGCCUUUUGGGCUCACGAACGCCCCGGCGGUGUUCCAAAACCUCAUUAAUGACGUCCUCAGCGACAUGAUAAAUCAAUUCUGUUUUGUAUAUCUAGAUGACAUACUUAUCUUUUCCAGGAAUCUGCAAGACCACAUCACUCAUGUCCGACUAGUUCUCCAGCGAUUAAUGGAAAAUAGGCUCUAUGUGAAGGCAGAGAAGUGCGACUUUCACGCCACUUCGGUGCCAUUUCUGGGGUACAUUGUGGAGAAGGGUCAGCUGCGUGCCGAUCCCGCCAAGAUCCAGGCGGUGGUCGAGUGGCCUACUCCUAAAUCAAGGAAGCAUUUGCAGAGGUUCCUCGGGUUCGCCAACUUCUACAGGCGAUUCAUACGUAAUUUCAGCAGCAAAGCAGGACCUCUGACUAGGCUUACAUCACCAAAAAUUCCGUUUGUAUGGACCCCAGAGGCUAAUUCUGCGUUUAACACACUCAAAACAUUGUUUACAUCCGCUCCGGUUCUGGUACAUCCUGAUCCUAACUUACAAUUUUCUGUUGAGGUUGACGCUUCUGAUACGGGAGUGGGAGCCGUCCUGUCCCAGCGGUCCCCGGUCGACCAGAAACUGCAUCCUUGCGCCUUCUUCUCGCGUCGCCUCACACAGGCUGAAGGAAACUACGAUGUGGGCAACAGGGAGCUGUUGGCCAUCGUUCUCGCGCUGCGGGAGUGGCGGCACUGGCUGGAGGGUGCAGUUCAUCCAUUUAUAGUUAUCACCGACCACAAGAACUUGUCCUACAUCAGAACCGCCCAGAGACUUAAUGCCAGACAAGCCCGUUGGUCACUGUUCCUAACACGCUUCAAUUUUUCCAUCACCUACAGACCCGGAUCACGCAAUAUUAAACCCGACGCCCUUUCCAGAGUCUUCAGUUCCACGGAGGAGGGAACAGCGCCGGAGACCAUCAUACCUGUGGCCCGGGUGCUAGGCGCGGUUCGGUGGGAGGUGGAGAAGGUGUCGGAGGCAACUGAAGGGGAGGAGCCUCCAGAGGGUUGUCCGGCUGGCAAAUUGUUUGUCCCAGAGACACUAAGAUCGGACGUAUUGCAGUGGGGUCAUGCAUCCAGAGUUACCUGUCACCCAGGAACCAGACGAACCCAGCUGGCUUUGGCGCAGAGAGGACCCCAAUUCACUUCCAAGGUGUGGAAGUCCUUCUGCAAGUUACUCGGGGCAUCGGAGGCGGAAGUGUCGGUGCCAUCGGUCCAAGUCCACCUGCGCCGCGCCCGAAGAGUAUGGCGGGAGACAAUAGCUGCGCUGAACCGCACGGCGGACCGUAAUCGACGCCUGGCCGACCGCCACAGGAUCCCGGCACCCGUCUACCAGUGCACCUCAGCCGGUGUGGGCGGAGACGCCGGAGCGCACCUGCGGGCAAUCUGCAAUCAGGACUCCUUUUAA
Messenger RNA from Dunckerocampus dactyliophorus (ringed pipefish), 3960 nucleotides. RefSeq lists its product as uncharacterized. The coding region runs from base 472 to 3960 and encodes 1162 amino acids. The transcript has 4 exons. Gene Ontology annotation, molecular function: zinc ion binding; nucleic acid binding. Lineage: Eukaryota; Metazoa; Chordata; Actinopteri; Syngnathiformes; Syngnathidae. The record is from RefSeq and is a predicted model, not a curated record.